Zingiber officinale is the source of this 2082-nucleotide messenger RNA. Its product is annotated as cysteine-rich receptor-like protein kinase 2. Gene Ontology annotation, biological process: protein phosphorylation. Bases 21 to 1952 code for a protein of 643 amino acids. The transcript is spliced from 7 exons. The record is from RefSeq and is a predicted model, not a curated record. NCBI's taxonomy places the organism in Eukaryota, Viridiplantae, Streptophyta, Magnoliopsida, Zingiberales, Zingiberaceae. Gene Ontology annotation, molecular function: protein kinase activity; ATP binding.
CGGUGCCCCGACCCUGCACCAUGGCCUACUCCUCCGCUUCGGCGCUCGCGGUCGCGGUGCUUCUACUAUGGAGUCGGAUCACCGCAGGUGACCCUCAGGGCAGCCUCCUCCAGGACGGCUGCAGCUUAUACAACGUGACCGACACCACGUGGUCCGCCUUCGCCGCCACCAUCAACCGCACCUUCGACGAACUCCGCUCCACCAUCUCCGCCGCCUCUCCCGGCAGCUCCGCCGCCCACUUCGCGACGGCCCAGAGCUCUGCCCCACAUCCAGUCUACGCUCUCCUCCAGUGCCGCGGCUACCUCUCCACCGCCGACUGCCUAGCUUGCUUCUCUGUUGCCGCGGUCCACAUCAUCCGCAGGUGCGGCGCCGCCAACGGCGCCCGUGUCAUCUACGACGGGUGCUUCCUACGCUACGAGAGCGCUCCGUUCUUCUACCAGGGCACGCUCCCGGGGAACUCCAACUCCUGCGGCAGCCGUAACGCGACGGGCGGGUUCGCCGCUGCGCUGCGGGCGCUGUUGGAGGAUUUGAGCGCCGCCACUCCGAGGACGCCGCAGUUCUUCGCGGCGGCGGAGAGGGAGGGGGUGUUCGGGAUAGCACAGUGCGUGACGACGAUCGACGAGGAGGGGUGCGGGCAAUGCCUGGCGGUAGCGGUGAACAAUGCGGAGUUGUGCCUUCCGGGCGCCGACGGCCGGGCGGUGGACGCCGGCUGCUUCAUGAGGUACUCCGACGAGUCCUUCUUCCCCGCCAACCAAACCAUGGAUUUAUCCCCUUUCUUGAAUUCAGGGAGAUCGAGCAAGCGGAGAGCCAUCAUUUGGGGAGUCACUGGAGGAGUCGGCGGCCUGUUGCUUCUUCUAGGGCUUGUGGCACUUGUCUGGAUCAGGAGAUCCGGAGAUCAACAAGGCCGAAAAGGCGAUAUAUUAGGGGCAACUGAGUUACAAGGUCCAUUAAAUUUCCAUUACAAGGAUCUAAAAAAAGCUACAAAUAAUUUCAGUGAAGACAGUAAAUUAGGAGAAGGAGGUUUCGGUGAUGUGUACAAGGGAAUACUUAAAAAUCGGAAAAUAGUUGCUGUAAAGAGACUAGCAAUUGCUCAAAUUAGUAGGGCAAGAACAGAUUUUCAGAGCGAAGUGAAGCUCAUUAGCAAUGUUCACCAUAGAAAUUUAAUUCGUCUGCUUGGAUGUUCUAGCAAAGGCAAAGAUUUUCUUCUUGUCUAUGAGUACAUGGCAAAUAGCAGCCUUGACAAAUUUAUAUUUGGCGACAAGCGUGGAUUCCUCAACUGGAAGCAGAGAUUCUCAAUAAUCGUCGGCAUGGCUCGGGGUCUUUCUUACCUGCAUCAGGAAUUCCACGUUUGUAUCAUCCAUCGUGAUAUAAAAUGUAGCAACAUUUUGCUCGAUGAUGAUUUGCAGCCAAGAAUUGCAGAUUUUGGCCUAGCGCGCCUUCUGCCAGACGACAAGAGUCACCUUAGCACUCAGUUUGCCGGCACUUUGGGAUACACAGCACCUGAGUAUGCAAUUCACGGGCAACUUUCUGUAAAGGUCGAUACAUACAGCUUCGGAGUUGUUAUUCUCGAAAUAAUAAGUGGCCGGAAAAACAAUGAUGUAAAACUCGAGCCUGAAACUCAGUAUCUCCUUGAAUGGGUUUGGAAACUUUAUGAACGCGAUCAGUUGAUCGAGCUGGUGGACGGAACCUUAGAUCCUAGUGAAUUUUCUCUAGAGGAAGUGAAAAGGAUCAUUAAAAUAGCUCUUCUCUGCACACAAUCUGCUGCUGCUGAUAGGCCGACCAUGUCUGAGAUUGUUGUUAUGUUGCUGAGCCAAAGCGAUAAUACUCUUCAGCCGACGAGACCAACCUUCAUAGAUGCCACAAGCAGAGUUCAUGGAGAUGCAUCCUCCUUGAUCGUUUCAUCUUCUACCUCGCAUGCAACUGUUUCAGUUUCUCAAGUUUCUGCUCGCUGAUGUUCCACAACAAGUAAUAUUCUGCGAAUUGAAUUUUCAUUUAAGAACUGGAUUUUCCUUAGAAAGAUAAUGUUAAGACAGUUGCAUGGAUGAAUUUUAUGUUUUAUCUUCUAGUUCUAGGAUGAAUCAU